Hordeum vulgare subsp. vulgare (domesticated barley) is the source of this 1026-nucleotide messenger RNA. Its product is annotated as mediator-associated protein 2. The record is from RefSeq and is a predicted model, not a curated record. The transcript is spliced from 6 exons. NCBI's taxonomy places the organism in Eukaryota, Viridiplantae, Streptophyta, Magnoliopsida, Poales, Poaceae. The coding region runs from base 104 to 784 and encodes 226 amino acids.
GCCCGCUUCCCAAUCCCCCGUUUCCCCUCCCUACACGUUCUCGCUCCAGUUGCCGCCGCCAGCCCCUCGCCCUUUCGCCGGAGCUCCUUCGCCGGCAGUAGAGAUGGUGAAAGGCGUAGUCCGCUAUCAGCCUGGACCGGCAUUUCAGGAGAGUGAAGAGCAGGGCAUGCCUGAAAUACCGCCAUCUGACUCUACAGAAUUUUGGCUAAUACAGUGGCCUCUAAACCAUGUAAAUGCUUCUGAUUUCAAUGGUGAAAAGGUUUCUCUUAAGCUUCAUGACGAUGGAAACUUGGGAAAUUUGGAGAGUUCUUCAGGGAAAUCAUAUGAACUUGUUAGCUUUGCUGCUCAACAGCCAGAUGCUACUGUCUUCAUUCCAUCAGGAUCUGAAAUGAAAGCCGUGGGGAAGAUUUCACGCAGAGUUUGCUUGGUUCGUUACCCUGAACCUGAGGAAUUGGAUAAAGAGAAGCCAAGUUUUGGGAGUCUUACACCUAGCAGUAGGAGAUCUGCAGGUUCUUCUCGGAAGACUAUGUCCCGGUUCAGUGGCGUAUCGAAGAACCGUAGCAGCCAAGGAUCAGCAUUGUCUCUGGGUCAACAGAGCGUGGAGCCGAUGCCCAAACACAAGCAGAAGAGAAGGGACGAAAGCAGCUUGGGGGGCCACUCAAACGUGUCGGCCAAGUCCUCGGAAGGAUCCCAGGCUCGUGUCGCAGGGAGCAACACAACCUCCGAGAUGCCGCAGACACCGGUGGAGAAAUCCAAGAAGAAGAAAGUUAGGAUCCAAGAGUAGUAACAACAAGUGGCAGGCAACGGUUCCAUCAGUCACCCUACCUUGGAGAAGAGAUGCUAAUUUUCCCUGAACGAUCAGCAGCUGCUUCUCCUCUUGUAUGUGUCCAGACAGUUAUUGCUUUUUCCUCGAUCGGUAGUCCUGAGUUGCUGGCCUUGGUGUUGCAGGUAGUUGAUCUCUGCGACCACGAUACAAUCGUGAAAGUUAGUCGUGCUGAAUGAAAGCUGUGGAAGUGUGGAGGCAAA